Pundamilia nyererei is the source of this 2882-nucleotide messenger RNA. It is a transcript of the gene pi4k2b, whose product is annotated as phosphatidylinositol 4-kinase type 2 beta. The record is from RefSeq and is a predicted model, not a curated record. Gene Ontology annotation, molecular function: 1-phosphatidylinositol 4-kinase activity. Gene Ontology annotation, biological process: endosome organization; Golgi organization; phosphatidylinositol phosphate biosynthetic process. Bases 187 to 1719 code for a protein of 510 amino acids. The transcript is spliced from 11 exons. Lineage: Eukaryota; Metazoa; Chordata; Actinopteri; Cichliformes; Cichlidae. Gene Ontology annotation, cellular component: endosome; plasma membrane; lysosomal membrane.
GCAUCUAGCUAACUAGGAAGCAGAGGAGACUGUCUCCACGGAUUAUGUGGACAUAUCGUUGAGUGAAAGCAGUAGCUGUUUGAUUUGGAUACAUGCCGUGUUCUUACAAUGAUAAGCUGACAGCUCGAAACGAAGUUGAGUUAAUACGUUAUAUAUUUAACUGUAUGUAUUAGGGCCUGAGUCAGAAUGAUGUCAGAAUGCGACCUGACAGAGACAGAGACCGGCGAGCCAGUGCUGGACACGGGGGAAACAGCGGUGCCAGUGCUGGAGUCUAACUUUCACUCCAUAGACCCUCCAAAGGUGUUAUUUGACAGGAACCGGAUAGGUCUGACAACUGGGGCGAACCCCGGUGGUGCCAUACGUAUUUCGGACUCUUGUGAAAGCGUGUUGACCGAACUAGAGACAGAGGGCUCCGGCGAAGAGGCGCUGCUGUUACCGUGCUUAGCAGGAAGCUCGUCGUCUCCGAGAGGUGUAAAAGAAAAGCGAAGCAGACGGUACAGGCACAGCUCGUCUUCGGAUAAAGAUGCUUUAGCCUCCCCGGGUACCAACAGUGGAGAUUUCAACCAUUUCCCUGACGACCCCGAGUUUGCCGAUAUUAUCCAAAGGGCAGAGCAAGCCAUUGAGAGUGGCGUCUUUCCAGAGAGGAUUUCCCAGGGCUCAAGUGGGAGUUACUUUGUCAAAGACCCAAAAGGGAAAAUCAUUGGUGUUUUUAAACCAAAGUCAGAGGAACCUUAUGGUCAUCUGAAUCCAAAAUGGACCAAAUACUUUCACAAGCUUUGCUGUCCAUGUUGUUUUGGCCGAGGGUGCUUGUUACCUAACCAGGGUUAUCUGUCAGAGGCUGCUGCUUCACUGGUUGACACCAAACUCUGUCUUGGUGUGGUGCCAAAAACCAAGGUGGUGUAUUUGGCCAGUGAGACAUUCCACUACAACGCCAUAGACAGAGCAAAGUCCAGGGGGAAGAAGUACGCCCUAGAGAAAGUCCCCAAAGUGGGGCGACGCUUCCACAGAGUGGGCCUCCCACCCAAGGUGGGCUCAUUUCAGCUGUUUGUGGAGGGUUAUCGUGAAGCCGACUACUGGCUGCGACGCUUUGAGGCAGAACCACUGCCAGAGAAUAUCAGGAAGCAGCUGCAGUCGCAGUUUGAGCGGCUGGUGGUGCUGGACUAUGUUAUCAGAAACACAGAUCGAGGGAAUGACAACUGGUUGAUCAAGUACGAGACACCAGGAGAAGGAGAGGGAGAAGAACAAAAGGAUGCAGAAUGGACAGAGAACAUUCAGGACUCCUGCAUCAAGAUUGCAGCAAUUGACAACGGCCUGGCCUUCCCCUUUAAACACCCGGAUGAAUGGAGAGCCUAUCCAUUCCACUGGGCAUGGCUUCCUCAGGCCAAGGUACCCUUCUCCCAGGAGACCAGAGACCUUGUGCUGUCCCGCCUCUCUGACAUGAACUUUGUUCAGGAUCUCUGUGAGGACCUCUAUGAGAUGUUCAAGACAGAUAAAGGCUUUGACAAAACCAUGUUUGAGAGACAGAUGUCUGUCAUGAGAGGACAGGUGUUGAACCUGACUCAGGCGUUGAAGGACGGGAAGAGCCCCCUCCAACUGGUGCAGAUGCCUCGGGUGGUAGUGGAGCGCAGCCGCUCAGGUGGCCAAGGUCGUGUGGUCACUUUGGGGAAUGCGUUUACACAAACCUUCCACUGCAAGCGGCCAUUCUUUUCCUCCUGGUAGUCAGAGAAGGAUGACGAGGGGAGCAGAGGAGAAGCAUCUGCUUUUUGUCCACACAUCACUCCUGACGUAAAGAAAGUGAGAGAGAAGCUUACACUGGAAACUGUUCAUAUUCGUCCUCGGCAGGAAGGAAGUGAAGAAGGAAACGGUGAUGAUGGAAAAUAAGAUGAGAAAUAUUUUGUGAGGAAAUUGACUUGAGGCCAAUUCCUCAUUUGAGGAGAGUGCAGGGAACCGUGGGAGCUGGAGAGAUUAGCAUACCGCCGUCUCCUAGAGAGACCUUGGGGCUGUUUGUGGUUACUAUGGCAACUUGAUUAGAUAAUCAGCUUUUUCACAGAGGUGGGCUUUGUUUAUUGUUAGGAAGCUGAAAGUUGUUUUUUUUUUUCUUUUUUUUUCAAACCACCCAAGCUACCUACUGAAGGUCUCUCGAUAAUAUAGUGCGUUGAUGGCCAAAGAGCAAGCACCUAAAUACCACAAGCUAACAGCACAGUGGUCCUGGUAGUGUUUGGGAAUCUUAAAGAAGUUUCUCUUGGUCGACAUUGUUCCUCAUCUGGGAUAAAGUCCAAAAUAUUUGCUUUGCCUUAUAGGAUUACUUAGUGAAAUAUAGAUGUGCACUUACACUGCUGGAAGUGUUUGACCAGUUCCACCCAGCUGGGCCAAAACACACUUUACCCAGCUUUAAAACCACGUGUUAAACAAAGACAGUGUCUUCAGUUCUCAGUGCUGCCAAAGUCUUUGUUGAAGGAAUAUUGAAGAGCUUCAAGACAAGAAAAUUGUUGAAACUUGAAUUUGUAGGAAGUGGAGGACUGCGAAUAAACACUUCGCUUGAAUGUAAUCUGUUUACCGUUUAUACACAGAAUUUUGCUCCUAAACAUUUCAGUACAAGAGAAUUCUGUAAGAAAUAGACUUCUCAUUACUAUGAAUGUAUUUGUUGUUUGACUUGUAUUUAAUUGCUGGUAAGCAGCUUUCUCUUGAAUCUUCUGGCAUGGGGGGGGGUCGCAACUCUCCUUGCUUUUUAUAUUGUACUCUGUGAAGAGGAAAAACUAAAUUGAGGAGACUUGCUUGAUGCCAUUCUGUUUUCUUAUGUAUGCAUCUUGAAGUUUUUAUUCCAACUCUGCAACUAUAUAGGAUAAGUUGUAUAUUUAACAGAUUAAAAAAAAACAAUAAAA